Molecule: messenger RNA, 528 nt
Organism: Macaca mulatta (Rhesus monkey)
Lineage: Eukaryota; Metazoa; Chordata; Mammalia; Primates; Cercopithecidae
Source: RefSeq, a predicted model, not a curated record
AUGGGGCCGGAUUCCAGAAGCCCAGACUCCGCCACCCAUACUCACUCUGCCGGGUCCAAGCUGGAAAGGAAGAGCGCGAAGUAUUGUGGGAGAAGCAAAGCCGCAGUUGCAAGUACAACUUCCGGGUCGCCAGGCAAGGGGGUGUGGCUAGGGAAGGGGAGAGACGAGGCUGUGACGUCAGCGGCGCGCGCCGAAGUGGGGACAGCGAAAGGGCGUCGGGGCGGGGCCGCACCUUUGGGCCGCGAGCUCGAGUCCACCUUCUCUCUGACGGAGUCCGUCUGGCUCCGCGAAGGAACUUGCGUCUCGUGUCUAAGUCUUCGGAUAAAACCAAAACCCAGGCCUACAGAUGUAUGGGAGCAGGGCCAGGGAGAGAGACUUUCGUUUGUUUUCCGCAUUCAUUCAUGCAUCCGACCAACACUGACUGAGCCUGAGUCGAGCGAGAUCUCUGACCCAGUCCUUCUCCAAUACAAAGGAAAGAUGAUCAAGAGAGUGAAGGCCAGCUAGCGCAGAUGGGCGGGCCGCAGGUGG